UAAAAAAAGCCUCUCUUUCUCUGCCUUUGUUUCUCAAAUCUCUGCCAAUUCUUAGCUGCCUCUUGAAUAGCAUCCAUCUCUUCUCCCUCUUGAUCUAGGGUUUCCAAUGGUUUCUCAGCUCCAAAUCGGAGUUUCUCGUUCACAUUUUUAUUGAAAUUAUUAAAAAUAAAAUUUUAAGCUUAAUUCUGUUUUUUUUUUUUUAAUUUAAAUUUUGGAAGCUGGCUUUCAUUUGAUCUGUACGGGAACGUUGUUUGAGGUGUGUUUGGUUAUGCGAAGAAAGGAAAAUGGAGGCAGUUGUUGUUGGAGAUUUAGCGUGUUUGGAUGCGGAGCUAUUGCAGCUCCAGGAGAUGUCUCCCUCAGCUCUCAAAUCCAAUCCUGAAUUCACUCAAAAGCUUUUCGAACAGUGGCUUUCGCUUCCCGAUGCUAACAAGCUGGUGACAUCGUUGGUUAAUGAUGCAAAGGCCGGUAAUCCCUUGAAUGUUCCUGGAAAUGCUUCCAGUGGAAGUACUGCCACAAGCAAUUCUUUACCUUCCAUGUUUCCUGCUGGCAGUGCUCCUCCCCUUUCACCGAGAAGUACAUCUGGUUCCCCUCGUAUAACAAAACAAAGGGCUGGUCCGUCAAACUUGGGUUCUUCACUGAAGGUAGUUAGUGAACCGGUGAAAGAGAUGAUACCUCAGUUUUACUUUAUAAAUGGACGUCCACCUCCAAAUGAAUUAAAAGAACAAUGCUUGUUUCAAAUCAAUCAGUUUUUCUAUGGCCACCCAGAUGGGCUGCAGCUGCAUGAAUUCAAACUAGUGACCAAGGAAAUCUGCAAGCUGCCAUCAUUUUUCUCCUCAUCACUUUUCAGAAAAAUUGAUGUUAAUAGCACUGGUUUGAUUACAAGAGAUGCAUUUAUUGAUUAUUGGGUCAAUGGCAAAAUGUUGACAAUGGAUAUGGCAACCCAAAUAUAUACAACAUUAAAGCAACCAGAUCUCAAAUACCUCUCCCAGGAUGACUUCAAACCAGUGCUCCAAGAACUAUUGGCAACUCAUCCAGGGUUGGAGUUCUUACAGAGUACACCUGAGUUUCAGGAAAGAUAUGCUGAAACUGUAAUAUACAGAAUAUAUUACUACAUGAACAGAUCCGGGAAUGGUCACCUCACUCUUAGGGAGUUGAAACGUGGAAACUUGAUUGAUGCCAUGCUACAUGCUGAUGAGGAAGAGGACAUCAACAAAGUUUUGAGGUACUUUUCAUAUGAACACUUUUAUGUAAUAUACUGCAAGUUUUGGGAGCUGGAUACAGAUCAUGAUUUCUUGAUUGACAAGGAGAACCUCAUCAGAUAUGGUAACCAUGCGCUUACCUACCGGAUUGUCAAUAGGAUAUUUUCUCAGGUUCCAAGAAAGUUUACUAGUAGUGUUGAAGGAAAGAUGGGGUAUGAAGAUUUUGUCUACUUUAUCCUAGCAGAGGAGGACAAGCCAUCUGAGCCUAGUCUUGAAUAUUGGUUCAAGUGUAUAGAUUUGGAUGCCAAUGGAGUUCUGACACGUAAUGAAAUGCAAUUCUUUUAUGAGGAGCAGUUGCAUCGAAUGGAAUGCAUGGCCCAGGAGCCUGUGCUCUUUGAGGACAUUUUAUGUCAGAUAAUUGACAUGAUUAAACCAGAGAAUGAUAGCUAUAUAACAUUGCGUGACCUGAAAGGUUCUAAACUUUCUGGAAGUGUUUUCAAUAUCCUUUUCAAUCUUAACAAAUUCAUGGCCUUUGAAACUCGAGAUCCAUUUCUCAUUCGUCAGGAGCGUGAGAACCCUACAUUGACAGAGUGGGAUCGGUUUGCACAUAGAGAAUAUAUUAGGCUUUCAAUGGAAGAAGAUGUUGAAGAUGCCUCUAAUGGAAGUGCAGAAGCUUGGGAUGAAUCACUUGAGGCUCCCUUCUAAGUUGAAUAGGGUGCUCAGAGAAGAGCUUUAGACACUUCUUCUAUGCUGGGAACCGGAAGGGAAUGUCAACUAAGAGAGUCAGGCCUUGAAUGGGUGGUGAAGAGACAUCGUAUCUCAUUGGGGAGAAAUUUUUGAGCUUGGCCUUGUGGGAUGUACAAAUGAUACACCAGGGAAGGAUUUUCAGGCCUAUGCAUGCAUGGUUUGACAGAACAUGAUGGAUCAUGGAAUUGGAGCCUAGCUUUAUCUGAGCAAUUUUCACAUUGGAUGAGUCUUUGCUAGGAGGUAAUAAUCGAAAUCCAGGUUUAAAGAAGCUAAGAACAUUUUAAUACCCUUUCCAUUCUCGAUUUCUAAGAUACAAUCGAAGUCUGUUUUUUACUCCCUGGGUAUGGUUGAGGUAGGGUUGGCAUGUUAACUCUCAAUUUAUGUAGCAAUUUUGGUUUGGAUCAUGGUCGUCUAGCAAGUAAUUUAAUUGUUUUCACCCCCUUUUUCCAUUUUCUUUUUCAAUUCUUACCAUUUAGUUGUGUUAUGAACAUAGAUUAAGUAAAUGGUGUAUUUAUCUGUGAAAUUCGAAAUUUCUCUUGUAGGUAUAUUUGAAUAAAGAGGUGGGAAGCCAUUUUUGAUGUUUUAACUAGAAUUAUUGAACUAAUUGCAUCCUGGAUGUGUCCACCAGAUGGGCUGCAGCUACUGUGCAUGUUGUUAACAGAUCUUUAAUGUAGGUGUAUGGCAUGGAUCGAUGAUUCGAUGUUGGAAAAUUUACUUAUAGUUUUAAGAUUGUAGUCACAUCUUCCCUUCUAGAUCUUAAACACCGGCAAUCCACUGGUUAAUUCUCCCAAGAUUAGCUAGGGAAAAGAUAAAACAUUUUGUCGUCAGGCAGAACACCUCGGACGAAUUUGUCUGGUGAAUCUUUUUCACAGCAUUUAGGAACUUAAUGCCACAAUGUACUCCUUUGUAGACUUCGAUAAUUUAAAUCACGAUUUAAUGUUACGGGACAAACACGAUUUAAAAAAAAAGACACAAAGA
Messenger RNA from Durio zibethinus, 2924 nucleotides. Its product is annotated as putative serine/threonine protein phosphatase 2A regulatory subunit B''delta. The record is from RefSeq and is a predicted model, not a curated record. Gene Ontology annotation, cellular component: protein phosphatase type 2A complex. Gene Ontology annotation, molecular function: protein phosphatase regulator activity; calcium ion binding. Gene Ontology annotation, biological process: protein dephosphorylation. NCBI's taxonomy places the organism in Eukaryota, Viridiplantae, Streptophyta, Magnoliopsida, Malvales, Malvaceae.